Brenthis ino (lesser marbled fritillary) is the source of this 3030-nucleotide messenger RNA. Lineage: Eukaryota; Metazoa; Arthropoda; Insecta; Lepidoptera; Nymphalidae. The record is from the annotation of a GenBank genome assembly.
AUGGUAGCGUUGCUGGAGGCGGCGGCGCGCGGCGACGCGGGCCGCGUGGCCACUCUCAUACGCGCCGGCGCAAACGUCGAUGCUGUGGACGAGAAUGGCUGUAGUGCUUUGCAACGCGCGGCGGCGGACGGCCACGUGGACGUCGUGCGGGUGUUGCUGGAACAUGGCGCUGAUCCCAACCGACAGGACCUUGUGCACGGCAACACAGCAGCCCACGAGGCAGCGUGGAAGGGCUACUCGCGCACAGUGGCGCUCCUGGCGCGCGUGUGCGAGCCGCGCCGCAACGCCGCCGGUUUCCUGCCGCUGCACCUCGCCACGCAGAACGGUCACAACCAGUCCGCGCGCGAGAUACUACUUGCAGGGGCUUCCCCGGACUUGCAGAAUAAUUAUGGCGACACAUCCCUCCACACGGCAGCUCGCUAUGGCCAUGCCGGAGUCACGCGCAUUCUCAUCUCAGCUCAGUGUCGAGUCUCCGAACAAAAUAAGAAUGGAGACACCGCGCUGCAUAUCGCCGCUGCUAUGGGGAGACGGAAACUCACUCGAAUACUCUUAGAAGCAGGCUGCGAUAAAUCACUGCGGAACCACCAAGGAGAAACAGCCAGAGAUAUCGCUACUAGGAAAGGCUUGGAAGAAAUUAUCAGUAUACUCAACACGCCAGUAGCAAAACAGGCAACACACAAAAAGAAAGACAGGCACAGAGACAAAAGCAGAGACCGCGCUAUAGAUGAGCCAGAUGAUGCCAAGAAAAGAGAUAAGAGCAAAGAAAAAAAGAAGAGGAGUGUGCAUUUUGAAAAUCCCGCUCAAGUUCAGUGGUCACCUUACGGCUGCCAUUAUUACCCGGACCCGAAGUAUUUCCCCAAGCCCAAGUUAAGCUCGCUACCCACCGAACCACUAAAGAAAGGCGAACAAUACUAUUUGGACUUAGCUGGAAAUAUUAAAAAAGGCCCGAUUGGUGCUGGGUAUACGUGCUAUUGUGCACCAUUCUUCAAACACAUGGAAGAGAAGCUGAAUGAAGAUAAAAAAGAUUUAAAGCGUCAUAUAGAUAGAGCUCAUGAAAGAUUGGAUCAAAAAGUAACUGAUUUGGAAAUGAAAACACAAGGCCGAAUAUCAGAAUUAACUAGAUUUGUGGCAGCAGAAAGAGCUCUGUGUAAAGAAAGGCAUAAACACUUAGAGCAGUGGUUGACAAGAGGUAUUAUGCAUCGUGCCUCGGAACGCGUAAAGAAAUUAGAGUUCAGUCCGAAAGGAUCCUCAGACAUACCACCGAUAAAACGUACAAGAAGUUUAGAAUUUCUGGACGCAAACAAUGAGGAAUGGAACGAUGUAAAUAGAAUUAUCAAGGGCUUGAAUGAUAAUGUAGAACAAUGUGAAAAUAUUGCCAAAGACCUGGAUUACAAAUCUACAUCGAAGAGUUCUGAACGAUUAGACACUAGAACACCUCCGAGCCCGAGAAGAAAACACCUUCUGAAAAGUUCUAAAAGCAGCGAACAGUUAGAUGCUGGACCCAGCAGGUGUUCAAGAUCACCUCACCUAACACCUUACACAAGCAGCCAAGAUUCUUCCCAUAACAUUACAGCUGAAAUCCACGUUAAGUCUAAUAAAGUAUCUGUUUCCCAAUCCCCAGUAUCUGAUAGUUGCAAUGAAAGAUAUGUAUCACCAUGUCGACAAACUACAAUAUCUCCAAGCGGUAGUAAUAGACAUUCUGACUUUAAAACGAGUGACCCAGAAGGCGAAGUCAAUUUAAUCACUCAAUCAGACACUCAAAACGAAGCUAUUUGGAAAAGCCAAGUAUUACAAAGAACUGCUGAUGAUAUUCGAAAACGAGUUAUACAUGAAAAAGAAAUGUCGGAAAAUCUUUCAAGGAAUACUAAGUUGGAUAUUUCACAAGACGGAUAUAUUAAAUUUCUAAAGCAAUCUGAAUAUAGAGAAGAUAUAGAAAGGGCACCGAGAAAAUCCGUGCAAGAACUAGUAGCUCAAGUGGAGCAUCAACAAAGAUGUACCUCACCAGAACUACAAAGGGUACCACUGCCGAGAAAACUAGCUGAAAAAGAGCCACCAGUAAUAGUGCCACAACCUAACACAGUAUUAAAAAUGCCACAACAACCGAUGAGACCAGCACCCAUCUUAAAAGAGAAACCACCGAAAACUAAACGGUUUAGCCUUCAUAACCUCAUACCGUUCCCGACGAGAAAAACUUUUCAAACCCCACCAAAAGAGAACGGAAAUAACUCAGAGAGUAGCGACGAAGAAGAUAAUCCGAUACGAAGUACAAACCAGCCGGGUCCUAUGAGAAACACCAAUUUACUCCAGACAUUGCCCCUCCCUAACUACGAGACGAUGUCAACUAAAUCGCAAUCUCCAGCUCCCCAAGUGCAAAAUACAAACUACCCUCACGACGUACGAAUGAUACCAAAGGAUGCGUAUUUCCACGACAUACCAAAUAGGCAAGUCCACCAAAUGCCAUACCGAGACGUAGAAAACGGUCUCCCAUACAGUCAAUACCCUUGCAAAAGCCAAUACGACUGUAAAGAGGCUGGUGCACAAAACCAAGUCCAGGGUCGCAAUAGAAACCCGAUAUUCCACCAUCAAACGGGCGUCUUCAACGCGAUGAUGCAAGACCAUAUAAUGCGGGAAAUAGAACGUAUACCGCAUUGCUAUAGCGACCAUUUGGACCAGAACACAGAGGUGGAAAUUGCGAACCAAAACGAACACUUUCGCGGUGGGUACUACGAUAACCGUCCGCCAAUGUACCCGGCAUUCAGGGGAAACCCCGUGAGAAAACCUGCUCCUGAUCACAAUUUACUGCACAGUCGUCUCCAAUCCCUUGCAAUAAAUACACAUUUGACGGAAACCCAGAGUCAAACUGAUAGAGAGUCCCAUAAUGACUCGGGGUAUAGCACAAAAGUGUACGGCAGUUCACAAGGACCUUCACCAAGUCUCUCCGGCCACGUUGAUGACAAUCUGUCAGGACAGAGGAUAAGUGUGCUGCCUAAUAAAGAUGUCGGUGGUCAGAUGGGUGCUUCGAGUUUAGUC